AUGGCAACGGUAGCGCCUCCUCCUAGCAAGCGCCAGAAGCUUGCCGCGAUCGAGAAAAUAGAGAGAGCAGAGGAGGAAGCCAAGCUACCAGAUAACCCAGGCAAUGUUCGCAUACAAUUCAUCGACCAGAGCACCGGGCAGUCGACUGGUCCCGCAGUGUCUGUGCCAAUCAAAGGCGCUACAGUCAAAGGCCUCGAGGCUCUACUCAACACACUACAGAACAAUGACUCCUCAUCUGCCUCAUCAUAUCGCUUCUUCUUCCGUUCCCGAAAUGACACCGCUAGUGACUGCGACGUCCUCGACAUCCAAUCCGACAUAUACACCUCAGUGCUCAAGCCCGGCUACAGAUCGGCGGAAGAGACCAUCGCCCUCCAAUAUGCUCCGCAAGCAGUGUUCAGGGUCAAGGCAGUUACACGAUGUUCGGCCUCAAUAUCAGGCCACGGCGAGGCCAUUCUAGCCACUGCCUUCUCCCCGGAAGGCGCAUCACGAGUUGCAACGGGCAGUGGUGACUGCACAGCCCGAAUAUGGGACACGGACACUGGCACACCCGUUCACACGCUCAAGGGUCACACCAGCUGGGUCCUCGCGGCAUCAUGGUCGCCAGACGGGAAGAUUCUCGCCACGGGCAGCAUGGACAACACUAUCCGGUUAUGGGACCCCAAAACCGGUGAAGCGCUCGGCGGUCCCCUCAAAGGUCAUACGAAGUGGAUCACUAGCCUCGCCUGGGAGCCAUAUCACACUCAACAGAAAGGCAAACCACGACUGGCAUCCGCCUCGAAAGACGGCACCAUUCGAAUCUGGGACGUACCUCUACGACGAAUAGAGCAGACCCUCUCCGGCCACAAAUCCUCUGUGACCUGUGUCCGCUGGGGCGGCCUUCACCGCAUAUACAGCGCCUCACAGGACAAGACUAUCAAGAUCUGGAAUACCCGCUCCUGGAAUUGCCUGCACACACUGACUUCCCAUGUCCAUUGGGUCAAUCACCUUGCCCUAUCCACGGAUUUCACUCUCCGAACCGCCUACCACGACCACACGGGCAAAUCACCCGAGCCGCUCGACGAGCGAAUAGUGAAAGCCAAGAAACGCUACGAGGACGCCGCCCGAGAUGCAGGGCGCAUCACUGAACGCCUAAUAUCUGCAUCAGACGACAACACAAUCUUCCUCUGGGACCCAUCCGCCUUCGAUCCGAACUCCAACGCCACCCCAAAACCCCUAGCCCGUCUCAUCGGGCACCAGAGACAAGUCCUACACGUCUCCUUCUCACCAGACGGAGCGUACAUCGCAUCCGCAUCCUUCGACAACAGCGUCAAGCUAUGGGCCGCACGAGACGGCAAAUUCAUCACUACGCUUCGAGGACACGUCGGUGCUGUGUACAUGGUAGCGUGGUCAGCGGACAGCAGGCUGCUCGCGAGUGCAAGCAAAGACACGACCGUAAAGGUGUGGGAUGUCAAGACAGGGAAGCUGAAGGAAGAUCUGCCUGGACACAAGGACGAGGUGUUUGCACUGGACUGGAGCGGAGAUGGGAAGUGUGUGAUUAGUGGUGGGAAGGACAAGAUGAUCGGAAGUGACGAUGGCCCCACCGGCUUCUAUUUCUUACCUUUCUGCCUUCUUGAUGGUACCAUUGCCGACUCUGGCAUGGCUCAAAUUCGCUUGUCCAGCAGGGUCAGCAAUCAAAACAAGCCACUGAAAGAAAUACCAUACAACAGCCCAAUCGCGAUAUACUCGAAACAAAUGGUCAACAACAAGAUCAGGCAGACGACCAGCAAGUGGCCGGCCGUAAGAAGGCUACCAUCUGCAGCAUUCGCAGUAGAAUAUGUAAGUGUCUUCAACGGUCUGCUGCGCUCCAACGAAGCGUCUGAGGAGAAGGACGAAGUCGCAGCGGACGAGAACUGA
Molecule: messenger RNA, 1893 nt
Organism: Cyphellophora attinorum
Lineage: Eukaryota; Fungi; Ascomycota; Eurotiomycetes; Chaetothyriales; Cyphellophoraceae
Product: Ribosome assembly protein 4
Exons: 2
Coding region: 1-1893 (630 amino acids)
Biological process (GO): ribosomal large subunit assembly
Cellular component (GO): nucleolus
Molecular function (GO): protein binding
Source: RefSeq, a predicted model, not a curated record